Carica papaya (papaya) is the source of this 2148-nucleotide messenger RNA. The record is from RefSeq and is a predicted model, not a curated record. NCBI's taxonomy places the organism in Eukaryota, Viridiplantae, Streptophyta, Magnoliopsida, Brassicales, Caricaceae.
CUCGUGUGUUCAAGCCCCAGCUUGUGGCUCAAAAUCAACCACAAGCCCGACCUUUUGAAUUUCCAAUUUAAAAAGUUUCAGACGGAGCCCGAGCCAGCAGAGCUCAAAAAAAUGGCAGCAAUGGAUUACUCUUCUCUAACGUUUCUCUUAUCCAAAACUACUCCACUACUCCCAACCUCUCACUUCUCCACUCCGUCUCUCUGUAAAACCCACCGUCUCUCCAAAUUUUCCAUCUCCUCUCCUCCGCACACGGCCAAUGUACAUUUCAACCAUCGGUUGCCCUUUCGUGUCUCUUGUCAGACCGCCGGCAUGCAGACAGAAGGCGCAAUCAAUACUGAAUUGGCUGUCAAAGUUGGCCAGGAUCGACUCUUGAAGGUUCCGGUUACGAAUAUCAGGAAUUUUUGCAUUAUAGCGCAUAUUGACCACGGGAAAUCAACUUUAGCAGAUAAGUUGCUUGAAAUGACCGGGACUGUGCAGAAGCGAGAAAUGAAGGAUCAGUUUCUUGAUAACAUGGACUUGGAGAGAGAAAGAGGCAUCACGAUUAAACUCCAGGCAGCUCGAAUGCGUUAUAUGUUCAGAAACGAACCAUAUUGCCUGAACUUAAUAGAUACUCCAGGGCAUGUUGAUUUCUCCUAUGAGGUUUCUCGUUCUCUUGCUGCAUGCGAGGGUGCUCUCCUUGUUGUGGAUGCUUCUCAGGGAGUGGAAGCGCAAACUUUGGCUAAUGUUUACUUGGCCUUGGAAAACAACCUAGAAAUCAUACCUGUCUUGAAUAAGAUAGAUCUUCCAGGUGCUGAACCAGAGCGAGUUAUUCGAGAGAUUGAAGAGGUUGUUGGGUUAGAUUGUAGCAAGGCAAUACUGUGCUCUGCAAAGGUUAGUUCUAUACUACUUUGCAUUUGCUUAUUGACAUGGCUUUUCUUGAUUAACUACAGUAUGACUUGUUACUAUGAUCCGUAUCGAGGUGUUAUUGUAUAUUUUCGGCUAAUUGAUGGAGCUAUAAAGAAAGGUGACCGAAUUUAUUUUAUGGCCAGCGGAAAGGACUAUUUUGCUGAUGAAAUUGGAGUUCUAUCCCCAAAUCAGAUUCAAGUGGCUGAAUUGUAUGCGGGUGAGGUAGGCUACCUAUCUGCAUCAAUAAGAUCUGUUGCGGAUGCUAGAGUGGGUGACACUAUUACUCACUAUGGAAGAAGGGCAGAAAACUCGCUACCUGGAUAUGAAGAAGCCACUCCAAUGGUCUUCUGUGGCCUAUUUCCUGUUGAUGCAGACCAGUUUCCUGAGCUACGUGAUGCGUUGGAGAAACUGCAACUAAAUGAUGCUGCCUUGAAGUUUGAGCCUGAGACCUCAAGUGCCAUGGGUUUUGGUUUUAGAUGUGGAUUUUUGGGGCUUCUCCAUAUGGAAAUUGUUCAGGAAAGACUUGAGAGGGAGUAUAGUCUAAACCUGAUAACUACUGCUCCUAGUGUUGUGUACAGAGUGAACUGUCUUGAUGGUGAAUCUGUCGAUUGCUCUAAUCCCUGUUUGCUGCCUGAACCUGGACAAAGGAGGUCGAUAGAAGAACCAUUUGUUAAGAUUGAGAUGCUUACGCCAAAAGAUUACAUUGGUUCACUCAUGGAGCUUGCUCAAGAUAGAAGAGGAGAAUUUAUAGAAAUGAAAUUUAUUACUGAGAAUAGAGCUUCUAUCACUUAUGCAUUACCCCUUGCAGAGAUGGUAGGUGAUUUCUUUGACCAAUUGAAAUCAAGAAGUAAGGGCUAUGCUAGCAUGGAAUACACUUUUAUUGGUUACAAGGAAAGUGAACUAAUAAAGCUUGACAUUUUGAUUAACGGUGAUCCUGUGGAACCUUUAUCAACUAUUGUGCACAAGGAUAAGGCAUAUAGCAUAGGAAGAGCUUUAGCUCAAAAACUAAAAGAGCUUAUACCACGACAAAUGUUCAAAGUACCAAUCCAAGCAUGCAUAGGUUCAAAAGUGAUCGCUAGUGAAUCCUUGUCAGCAAUUAGGAAGGAUGUUUUGGCCAAAUGCUAUGGUGGGGAUAUAUCAAGAAAAAAAAAGUUGCUUAAGAAACAGGUACUGCUACUUCUCCUUCCAAUAAAUAAUAAUACUGUUAGCUCCAUGAUUUGUCAUUGUAAAAUAGAGUUCUGAAGAACUCUAGUUAGAUUGCUA